UUCAUUCCAACUUCACUGGCUUAUUGGAAAAAAAAACUCAGCAGAGGCUUCUUUGCAGUUCGCACCGCCGAACCUCACGCAUUCCACACCCUGCCACCACCCUGUUUGCCGGUCGUCAUCCCGCUUCUCACCACCGCCACCAACCUUCUCUCCUCUUCCGUAAUAAUCGAGGCCGCUGUCCUCUCUAUCUCGCCGGCCAUAUCUUCUCGCCGGCCAUAUCUUCUGUUUCUCCUCUUUUCUCAAGGAGUUAGUAUGGAUUUUUCUAGAAGGCGUGAUUUUUUGUUCUGUGGCUCAUGUGGGACGAUGUUGUCUUUGCCAUCAACUAAGUAUGCUCGAUGCCCUUUGUGCCGCACUAAGAAAAAUGUCAAAGAUGUUGAAGGAAAGGAAACAUGUUAUACAGUUUCCGGAGAGGAUAUUAGAAGGGCAUUACAAAUGGAGCCAUUCGUGAAGGUGGAUGGAGUGAUGUCUGGCGAAGUGAAAGUACAACGACAAGAGAUUAACCAACCAUGUGAAAAGUGCGCACACAGUCCUGUUGAGCUGGUUGAUUCAAGACAAACGAGAUCAGCAGAUGAAGGACAGACUAAUUUCUACGAGUGCCCUUCAUGUCGACACCGUUGGAAGGAAAACUCUUAGCUCUUUUUUUCAAGUAUAUUGUGGGAGCUACGUUGUUGGUUGUCAUCUUGAAGCCAUUAUUUGGUAAUUUUGCUUGUCUAACCCGUCAGUUUUGGUGCAUGUUGGGUUAUAAACUUCCGCAGCAGGUUGGGUUGGGAACAUUGUAUGGUACUCCAUAUCUAGUUUGUAGUACAACGUACAUGUUCAUUUUGCGAUAUGGAGUAUAUCUUUGUGCUAUCAGGUAAUAGAUAAUAUACCUUUCAUGUUAUUUAUUC
Molecule: messenger RNA, 887 nt
Organism: Spinacia oleracea (spinach)
Lineage: Eukaryota; Viridiplantae; Streptophyta; Magnoliopsida; Caryophyllales; Amaranthaceae
Exons: 6
Coding region: 253-633 (126 amino acids)
Biological process (GO): termination of RNA polymerase I transcription; DNA-templated transcription
Cellular component (GO): RNA polymerase I complex
Molecular function (GO): nucleic acid binding; zinc ion binding
Source: RefSeq, a predicted model, not a curated record